CAGAGCCCUGCCAGCAUUAGUUACUUGCCUGCGACAGACCAAUCCAGAACGGUGCCGCUGUCUCAGGAGCAGCAAGUGAGAAAGCUCCGCCCAGCCUGGCCGGAGGAUGGAAUCCCUCCCUGAAGCCAUCCUGAUUCAGAUCCUGGCCUCCAUCCCCGCAGUGGAGCUGGUGCUGGUGUGCCGCCUGGUCUGCUGCCAGUGGAAGAACCUUGUGGAUGGAGCAGCUCUCUGGAUCCUGAAGUGCCAGCAGGAGGGCUUCACCGGGGCAGAGCCUGAAGAGGAGGCCGAGAACUGGCAAACGUUCUACUUCCUGAGGAAGAGGAAGAGGAAUUUAAUCAAGAACCCCUGCGGCGAAGAGGAUUUAGACCACUGGGGGGAAGUGGAGAACGGAGGUGACGGCUGGAAAAUUGAGGACCUGCCGGGAGACUUUGGAAAAGAAUUUCCCAGCGAUGGAGUCCACAAAUACUUCGUCACCUCCUACGAGUGGUGCCGCAAGUCUCAGGUCAUCGACCUCAGGGCUGAGGGUUACUGGGAGGAGCUGCUGGACACAACCCAGCCUAAAAUUGUGGUAAAGGACUGGUACGCGGGUCGCAGCGACGCCGGCUGCCUCUACCAGCUGCACGUGAAGCUGCUGUCGGAGCACGAGGACAUCCUGGCGGAGUACCAGAGCGACACCAUCGCCAUUCCGCAGGACAACGACGCCGACUGGACCGAGCUCUCCCACACCUUCUCCGACUACGGCCCCGGGGCUCGCUUUGUGCGCUUUGAACACGGCGGCCAGGACACGCUCUUCUGGAAGGGAUGGUACGGGGUCCGCAUGACCAACAGCAGCGUGACGGUGGAGCCGUAGCUGAGCCAUGGCCCCUCAAGCCAGACCGGGUCCCAUUCAUCGCAGCUGAUCCCUUGGGUCCUCCAUAGGCUUUGGAUAGUUUCUGCGUGGUGCUGCUUCCAGAGACGAGGCGGGAGCUCCAGGCUGAGAGUAUAUCACGAGAGAGAGAGAGAGAGAGAGAGUGUGUGUGUGUGUGUGUGUGAGAGAGAGAGAGAGACACUGCAUGCAGCUGCCCAUCUUUACUCAUUGGGUUACGCAGAGACUGGGAGUAGCUGCUUUGGGGUCCAUUAAUGCACCAACCCUUAGAAAGCUUUUAAAAAUCUCCGUGCUCUCCUCUGCCCCACUCGCCCAAUGCCCUUUCAGCCAGCCACAGCGUCGCUUUGGAAUGGUGCCAAGGCUGGAGUAGGGGGAAGGAGCGAGCUGGCUAUAAAUAAUUCUAGGACCUUCCCUCUCCUUUUGGCUGACGUCACCUCAGACCCUAAACCUCCCUCCCCAGCAGGCGCAUUGAACAGUGGCUCUCACAGUGCCGCUUACCAGCAUCAGAUACAGUCCACUUUGAGAGGGAUUCAGGCUUCAUCUUUUAGAUGCUUCAAGAGAGCGGCAUGGUCCUAUGGUCUCAACACAGGACCUGGAAGCCCCAAGUCCCAGUUCUGCCACUGAGCCCCUCUGUGGCCUGGGGCAAGUCACUUAGCUUCUCUCCCCAUCUAUAACAACAGUUGCCUACUUCCUGGGGGACAGAGCUCGUCAAAGUUUGCUGUGCUAGGUGACUGGUUUCUUUAUUAUUAAGAAUCAUGCAAAGCAGCAGGGAGAGGAGGGUGCCUUUCGCCUUAGGCUGGGCCCAGGAAGGGAACGUGAAGAUGAAGGUGGAGAGAGACCAGAGGCUGGGCCCAGGUAGGGAACGUGAAGAUGAAGGUGGAGAGAGACCAGGACCUGGGCCCACGCAGAUCAGCUGGAAAUAGUCCAGAUGGGAGAGAGAAAGAGAGUGAACGGAACCAGAUCCAGCUGCCCCAAUGGACUUCUAGACUGGGCUAAAUCCUGACCUCAGGCUUUGGCUUUUUGUAGGCAGGAAAGGGGGCGGUUCUUAGAGAAACCCUCUUCUAAAGAGCAUCUUCUGCCUCAUCCCUUGGGAACCUUGGCCCUCUCUCUGAACCUCCCCGGCGUGCUGUACCCCACGUACCAGGGAAGGGCGUGCACGAGAGCCGCUUCUCGGCUGACACACCAGGGACCUCCAGAGCUACCGUUUGAGCUACAGACCCAAGGCUCCUGGGUGGGGAGGGCUGGAACAGGUUCAUAUCCUCUGCAAAUCAGCCUCUGCCCCACCUCCAUCUCCUCCUGCUCCCCUCCAUCCUCCUCAUCUCCCCACUCUGCUUGCUCCGCUUUUCAUGCUAGCCCCGGUGCCUCCUUCCCAAGUGCCCUCACUCUCCUCCUCUGGGGGAGUUCUCCCGGACUCUCCACUCUGACGCCUCCGGCGUUUCUUGGGCUUGAAGCUCCUGGGGAUUGUAUCUGUGGGAUGUAGCCCAGGCUCUUACAUCACAUGCUAGAGAUAACAGGCGGAAGGGAAGGCUGGGCAAUGCAGGAAGCCACAUGCUACGGAGCCUAAGAACCCACUGCAGCCUCUGAGCUGUGCCCAGGGCCUGCAGCUAGCCCCGUGCUAGUCAGGCUUUUGGAGCCUAGAGAAGCUGCUGCUAAGCAUCACCUGCCCAAGGAUGAUCCCUGACUGUUUACAUGGGGCCUCUGCAAACCACAGAUCCACCUCGAAUGCACAUGCCUAUAUGCCAGAAACACUUACGUGCAUAUUCCUCCUUAAUGCCCCUUGGCGCGGCUUAGGGCUAUGCCCACAACACUGAAAAGAAAGUCCUAAAGUUAGCUGAGCCAAGACUAACACCCCCCUCCCCCACACACACACACCGCCCGGCAACCAACCCUAGUGAAAGAUCCUAGGCAACCCCUUCCCUUAAGCAGGCUGACUGGGUGGCUGUGGAGAGAGAGAGAGUGAGUGACUAUGUGAGUGUCCUCUUUGCCUCUGCUGGGCAGUGCACCCAAUUUAACCCCUUAGCACCAAAUUGUGCCAUUACCCAAUGCAACAUGCUCGUGUUUCUUUUGCAAAAGACAAGAGCAGUGCUUAAUUUGUGACCUCUGGCCUUGGCAGCUCAGAGCCCAGAGGUGCCGGCGCAGCUCAGAGCCCCGGCACUUCCGGCCUUGCUGCGUCAGUUAUGGAAGUAAAACAAUUGCUUGAGUCCCGGCCCCUCUUGCAUUACAAACAAAGCCCUGGGCAAGCAUUUCUGAGCCACCACCGCGUGUGUCGGGCUCUCUGCGAGUCGCUGCACGUGGACACAUGGGCCCCUCUUGAAUUCUAAGCCACUGUCCAAGCCGGAGGGUCUCUCUGACCGAAGACCACAAAUAAAAGCACUGUGUGUACAA
Molecule: messenger RNA, 3250 nt
Organism: Trachemys scripta elegans
Lineage: Eukaryota; Metazoa; Chordata; Testudines; Emydidae
Gene: FBXO2
Product: F-box protein 2
Exons: 6
Coding region: 107-850 (247 amino acids)
Biological process (GO): SCF-dependent proteasomal ubiquitin-dependent protein catabolic process; glycoprotein catabolic process
Cellular component (GO): SCF ubiquitin ligase complex; cytoplasm
Molecular function (GO): ubiquitin protein ligase activity; protein binding
Source: RefSeq, a predicted model, not a curated record